Molecule: messenger RNA, 1883 nt
Organism: Lineus longissimus
Lineage: Eukaryota; Metazoa; Nemertea; Pilidiophora; Heteronemertea; Lineidae
Product: multiple coagulation factor deficiency protein 2 homolog
Exons: 5
Coding region: 74-598 (174 amino acids)
Molecular function (GO): calcium ion binding
Source: RefSeq, a predicted model, not a curated record
UAUUCGUUGUCGUAAAUUUGCGUACCUCGUCCCGAGGCAAAUCCGGAAAUUGGUCGAAGUCCACGUCCGAAAAAUGAAGUUAAAAGCAUUUUAUGUAAAGUGCUUUGCCACAACUGCAGCCCUGUUGUUGACACUACAGCUGGUUGCCAGUCAUGUUGAUAUUGGUGAUGGCCCACUUAAGUUUGACAAAAUGGACACUCAUGAUAAGGCACACAUCAAAGAUCACUUAGAUGGUGAAGUCAAGGCCAAUACAGCAGACAUGACAGAUGAAGAGUUAGAGUUCCAUUAUUUCAAGUUACACGACUAUGACGGCAAUAACAAAUUAGAUGGUCUGGAAAUUGCAUUGGCUUUAAAACACCAUGAGAAUUCAGAUCCAAAUGAAGUUAAUGGUGGUCCACAGAAAGAUAAUCCACAAGGAAUGUCUGAAAAAGAAGUUAUAGAACUAGUUGAUUCUGUUUUACUAGAUGAAGAUUUAAACAACGAUGGCUAUGUCGAUUACCACGAGUUUGUAUCUGCUCAAAGACGAUCAGCGGAGAAUGAAGCGCCCCCAGCCCCUCCUGAAUCUCCAACCGCUGUCCCUCCUGCUCCUGCUACAUAGGACAUGAAUGGUUGAUAGUUAAAGACUCAAUAUAUGUACCAAUGCUGUUGACCAUGGUUGGUACUUAAAACCCUGAAUAUAAUACUAGACUUCUUUGUGAUAUGGAAUCUGUGUACUGCCAAUCGUGACCAUGUUCCAUUCAUAUAAAUGCAAUAACACUUGGAUGAAUAUUUUGCUCAAGUCAUCUGUGGAAAUGUGGGAUAAAUUGUGCACAGUGAUAUAGAACACUUAAAUGACAAAAUCGUUUUGUUUGCAUAAUCAUUGAUUCAUCUCAACUACAUUUGUAUUAUAGAACACUUUAUGAAUGAAAACAUGUUCUUGUUUGCAUAUAAGAAGUUCAUCCACUAUAUUCAGUGUGUUUCUAGUUCACUACUUACAUGUAUAUUAUAGGUUACAAUAUCACUCAAUUUAAACAACACCAAGAGCAGUUAUAUGAGAUGAUAUGUGACCGAGAAAUAUCACAUGUAGCUCACAACAUGUUCGAAUAUCGUGUCUGUUGCAAAUUUGUCAAGUCUUCCAUUUUUAUGGACUUGUGCACAAUAAAGCUUUUAAAUAUCUUGUAAUAUUAUUGUAUACAAUGUUUCAGUGGAUAAUUUACUUAAUAGGUAUUUACUUAACUUUACUGUAUUGAUACUUUACUUAAAGCUGUAAUUCAAUUGCAUUUUAAAGAAUAGCGAUAAGGCUGAGCCUCACAUGGACUUAGUACUGAAUAUUUUGAUCAAAUAGAAAAAACUUUUUCUGUGACCAAUAGGUCAAAGUGCAGUUGAAUUUACAGCUGUCUUUAGAUCUUUCUUUGUUUUCUACUCCUUCAUUCUUGCCUUUUGUGUACUGUACCUAUGAAACAUGUUGUCUAAAUCAAAAUAACCCCUUUUUAUCUUUUUGGACGUGGCUCACAUGUUGUAAAAGUUUGUAGUAUUGACAAUCGCAUGUACCAUUGGCCGACUACUUCAGAAGUCUACUUAAAUGUCGGAGCCAGGAUUAUGGUAAGAAUAUAUAUUCAGAAUACAGUUGGAAUCAAAUUGUAGUAUUGCUUGCAAUCAAAAACUGCAACCUGUUGAUUAAUUUCAUGUAAAGAUUUAAUCAGGUUGAUAUUUUUAAAAAUGCUUAUCUUUCAGCCAAAGUUCAACCGGUGAGCACAAUGGCCCCGUUUCAUUUCACCCCUACCUCAUAAAGAGGGAAGUAUAUUCAAUUCAAUACCAUUGGUAUACGAAGAUAAGCUGGUGUAGUUAUUGUUUCUUAUCAAAUAUCGUUGUGAAUUUAUUGAUUCAAAAUAAGGAUAAUUAUA